AUGGAUAUCUCUAAGCCAGUAGGUUCUGAAAUCACAUCAGUUGAUUUUAGCAUCUUAAGUGCGGAAGAGAUUCGUAAUUUGUCAACAAAACAAAUUACAAAUCCUACUGUUCUAGAUAAUUUAGGACAUCCUAUCUCCGGUGGUCUAUAUGAUUUGGCUUUAGGUGCCUUCUUAAGAAACUUAUGUUCCACUUGUGGUUUGGAUGAAAAGUUUUGUCCAGGUCAUCAAGGUCACAUUGAAUUGCCAGUUCCAUGUUAUAACCCAUUAUUCUUCAAUCAAUUAUACAUUUACUUAAGAUCUUCAUGUUUAUUCUGUCAUCAUUUUAGAUUAAGAUCAGUCGAAGUUCACCGUUAUACUUGUAAGUUAAAAUUAUUACAAUAUGGUUUGAUUGAGGAAUCUUAUCAAAUUGAUAAUCUAACUAUUGGCGGUUUAGAUGAAAGUAUUACUGAUGCAGAAGAAGCUGAAGAAGAUAAUGCUUUAGAUGGUGAACAAAGCUCAAGAAUUAAAAACUUUGCUGACUCUUACGUUAAGGAGAUUAAAAUAAAACGUAACGAAUUCGUUGAAAUGGCUAUUGCUAAAGCUCUCUCCGAAGGUAAGACUAGCGUAAGAGGUACGUUCACUGCUAUUAUCAACGAUGAGAGAAAAAAAUUAGUUCACGAUUUCUACAAAAAAUUAUUAGCUAGACCAAAGUGUGAUAACUGUGGUAUGUUUUCCCCAAAAUUCAGAAAGGAUGGUUUCACCAAAAUUUUUGAAACUGCUUUAUCUGACAAGCAACUUACAAACAAUAGAGUUAGAGGUUUCGUUCGUCAAGAUAUGAUUAAGAAACAAGAACAAGCUAAGAAGUUAAAUGGUGAAGAAACAACUGAAGAGAACUUUGAAGUUGGCAGAAAUCCAUCUAGAAAAACCAAAACUGGUUCUACCUAUAUCUUAUCUACUGAAGUUAGAAACAUUUUAAGAGCUGUUUUUAAAACUGAACAACAAGUUUUACAGUAUGUUUUCCAUGCCAGACCAAAUCUUACUGGUAAGAUAGUUAAAGCUGAUGAUUUCUUUAUGGAUGUUGUUUUGGUUCCACCUACUAGAUUCCGUUUGCCUUCUAAAUUAGGUGAUGAAGUCCACGAGAACAGUCAAAAUCAAUUAUUAUCUAAAAUAUUGACUACUUCAUUGUUAAUUAGAGAUUUGAAUGAUGAAAUUUCAAAAUUACAAAAGGAUAAGGUCGCCUUAGACGACAGAAGAAUUAUUUUCAGCAGAUUGAUGAAUGCUUUCGUCACCAUCCAAAAUGAUGUUAACUCAUUCAUUGAUUCCUCAAAAGCUCAAGGUAAUAACAGCGGAAAGUUACCAGUCCCAGGCGUUAAACAAGCUUUAGAAAAGAAAGAAGGUUUAUUCAGAAAACACAUGAUGGGUAAGCGUGUGAACUACGCUGCCCGUUCCGUUAUUUCCCCAGAUCCAAACAUUGAAACCGAUGAAAUUGGUGUUCCACCCGUCUUUGCUACCAAAUUAACAUACCCAGAGCCUGUCACCUCUUAUAACAUCGCUGAAUUACGUCAAGCUGUUAUCAAUGGUCCAGAUAAAUGGCCAGGUGCUACCCAGAUUCAAAAUGAAGAUGGUUCCUUAGUCUCUUUGAUUGGUAUGACGGUUGAGCAAAGAAAGGCAUUGGCCAAUCAAUUGAUGACUCCAUCAUCAAACCCAGCUACACAUACCUUAAACAAGAAGGUUUAUCGUCAUAUUAAGAACAGAGAUGUUGUUAUCAUGAAUCGUCAACCUACCUUACAUAAGGCUUCUAUGAUGGGUCACAAGGUUAGAGUUUUACCUGGUGAAAAAACUUUACGUUUACAUUAUGCAAAUACUGGUGCUUAUAAUGCUGAUUUUGACGGUGAUGAAAUGAAUAUGCAUUUCCCUCAAAAUGAAAAUGCUAGAGCAGAAGCUUUCAAUUUAGCUAACACUGAUUCUCAAUACUUAACACCUACUUCUGGUUCUCCAGUUAGAGGUUUGAUUCAAGAUCAUAUUUCAGCAGGUGUGUGGUUAACAAGUAAGGAUAGUUAUUUCACAAGAGAGCAAUACCAACAAUACAUUUACGGUUGCAUUCGUCCAGAAGAUGGUCACUCAGCUAAUAAUAAAUUGCUUACUAUUCCACCUGCUAUUAUUAAGCCAGUACCAUUAUGGACAGGUAAGCAAAUCAUUACUACCGUUUUAUUGAAUGUCUCUCCUGUUGACAUGCCAGGUAUUAACUUAAAAUCUAAGAAUAAGAUUAAGGAUGAAUACUGGGGUCAACAUUCCGAGGAAAAUGAGGUUCUAUUUAAGGACGGUGCUUUACUUUGUGGUAUUCUAGAUAAGAGUCAAUACGGUGCCUCUAAAUACGGUAUCGUUCAUGCUUUACAAGAAGUUUACGGCCCAGAAGUUGCCGCUAAGGUCCUAUCUGUUUUAGGUAGAUUAUUUACUAAUUACAUCACAAAUACUGCCUUCACUUGUGGUAUGGAUGAUUUACGUUUAACAGACGAAGGUAACAAAUGGAGAACUGAUAUUUUGAAAACCUCAGUUGAUAGAGGUCGUCAAGCUGCUGUUGAAGUUACUAACUUAGAAAAGGAUACAAGUGCCGACGAUUCAGAAUUAUUAAAACGUUUAGAAGAAAUUUUACGUGAUGAUAAUAAGUCUGGUAUUCUUGAUGCUGUUACUUCUUCCAAGGUCAACGCAAUUACAUCUCAAGUUGUUUCCAAGUGUGUUCCAGGCGGUACCAUGAAGAGGUUCCCAGAAAACUCUAUGCAAUCUAUGGCUCUUUCCGGUGCUAAAGGUUCUAACGUUAACGUUUCUCAAAUUAUGUGUUUGUUAGGUCAACAAGCCUUGGAGGGUAGAAGAGUGCCAAUUAUGGUCAGUGGUAAAACAUUACCAUCUUUCAAGCCUUUUGAAACUGAUGCUAUGGCUGGUGGAUACAUUAAAGGUCGUUUCUAUUCCGGUAUCAAACCACAAGAAUAUUAUUUCCAUUGUAUGGCCGGUCGUGAAGGUUUAAUUGAUACAGCUGUUAAGACUUCAAGAUCUGGUUAUUUACAACGUUGUUUAACAAAACAAUUAGAAGGUGUCCAUGUAUCGUACGAUAAUACUGUAAGAGAUGGUGACGGUACUUUAAUUGAAUUCUUAUAUGGUGGUGACGCUGUUGAUGUUACCAAGGAGUCGUACAUGAAUCAGUUCGAUUUCUGUCUAGACAACUAUGACUCUUUAUUGAAGAGAUAUAACCCAGCUGCAUUGAUUGACUUCUUGGAUGUUGACUCUGCUUUGAAGUAUUCUAAGAAGACAUUAAAACAUAGAAAGAAGAAUAAGAACGUUCCACAUUACUUACAAAAUAUUAAGUAUGAUCCUGUACUAGCUAAGUACAAUCCAGCUAAAUACUUAGGUUCUGUUUCAGAGAAAUUUCAGGAUAAAUUGGAAAAUUUCUUAGAUUCCAAUUCUCAAUUGUUUAAGUCUCACAAGAGUGUUAAUGAAAAGAAAUUCAGAGCUUUAAUGCAAUUAAAGUAUAUGCGUUCUUUAAUUAAUCCAGGUGAAGCUGUUGGUAUUAUUGCUUCCCAAUCUGUUGGUGAACCUUCUACACAAAUGACAUUGAAUACUUUCCAUUUCGCCGGUCACGGUGCUGCUAAUGUUACAUUAGGUAUUCCUCGUAUGAGAGAAAUUAUUAUGACAGCGUCGGCUGCCAUCAAAACACCUCAAAUGACAUUACCUAUUUUAGAUGAUGUUACAGAUGACCAAGCUGAUAUUUUUGCCAAGUCUAUUUCGAAAGUUAUUCUAUCAGAAGUUAUCGACAGUGUAUCAGUUACAGAAACAACUACUUCUCAAUCACGUUCUUAUGUUAUCAGUAUGAAAUUUUACGAGCAAGACGAAUAUAAUGAAGAAUAUGAUAUUUCAAAGGAAGAGUUACAGAACGUUGUUGCUAAUAACUUCUUGACAAGUUUGGAAAUUGCUAUUCACAAAGAAAUUAAGAAACAAAAGAAAACAACUGCUUCUGAUGUUGGUAUUGCUAUUCCAAAGGCUCAAUUAGCAUUAGCCGCUGUAGAAGGCCUAUCGUCGAAAGUUAUGGAGGAUAAUGACGAAGAGCAAUCUCGUAAGAAGACAAAACAAGCUGUUUCUUAUGAUGAACCAGAUGAGGAUGAGAUUGAAACUAUGAGAGAAGCUGAAAAAUCAUCUGAUGAAGAUGCCAUGGGUUCUGACAAGGAUUCUGAUUCUUCAGAUGAUGAAUCUGAAUCGGAUGAAGAAAUAGAAAAAGAAACCACUCCAAUUAAAACAUUGAAUAAGUCACAACGUGACAGACAAUCUGCUAUUAUUUCUAACCACAAAUUUGUAACAAAGUACAACUUCGAUGAUGAAACUGGUAGAUGGUGUGAAUUUAGACUUGAAUUGGCUGCUGAUACUGAAAAGUUAUUAAUGGUGAACAUCGUGGAAGAUGUUUGUAGAAAAUCUGUCGUCAGACAAGUUCCUAACAUCGAUAGAUGUGUUCAUCCAAAUGCUGAAAAUGGUAAGCGUGUUCUAGUCACCGAAGGUGUCAAUUUCCAAGCUAUGUGGGAACAAAAUGAUUUCGUCAAUGUUGAUGGUAUUACUUCAAAUGAUGUUUCUUCAGUAUUAAAGACAUAUGGUGUUGAAGCCGCUAGAAACACUAUCGUUAAUGAAAUUAACAACGUUUUCUCACGUUACGCUAUUUCUGUUUCUUUCCGUCAUUUAGAUUUAAUUGCAGAUAUGAUGACAAGACAAGGUUCUUAUUUAGCUUUCAAUAGACAAGGUAUGGAAACAUCCACUUCGUCAUUAAUGAAAAUGUCUUAUGAAACCACAUGUCAAUUCUUAACUAAGGCUGUUUUAGAUAAUGAAAGGGAAGAAUUGAACUCUCCAUCAGCAAGAAUUGUUUUAGGUAAAUUAAAUAACGUUGGUACUGGAGCAUUUGAUGUCUUAGCGAAGGCUUCUCAUGCUAAUUAA
Tetrapisispora phaffii CBS 4417 is the source of this 4947-nucleotide messenger RNA. RefSeq names its product DNA-directed RNA polymerase I core subunit RPA190 (gene RPA190). The transcript has a single exon. The record is from RefSeq and is a predicted model, not a curated record. Gene Ontology annotation, molecular function: DNA-directed RNA polymerase activity; DNA binding. Lineage: Eukaryota; Fungi; Ascomycota; Saccharomycetes; Saccharomycetales; Saccharomycetaceae. Gene Ontology annotation, cellular component: RNA polymerase I complex. Gene Ontology annotation, biological process: DNA-templated transcription. Bases 1 to 4947 code for a protein of 1648 amino acids.